CAAGUUCUGUUGAAAUUUUUUAAAACAUUCGAUCCUGUAGAACAGCCUAAUGAUGGUCAUUUAAAAUGGCUGAAAAUUAAGCUGAUUUAUUAAAAUAAUGUUGUUUUGCUGAUUUAAAUGGCGCUAGUUGUACAAUAUGGCGGACUCACGUGUUGGUGUGUCGAAAGUUCAAAUUAGUGAAGCUGUUUUAGCUUUAAAAAAGGUUGAAAAAUUAUGGAAAGAGAAUGAAAACAGAAAAACUAAAUUGCUGGAAGAUGAUGAACAUUCGAAAAAAGUAUUUUUACAGAUUGGAUUGAAGAAGAUCCCUGAAAUUAAAAGUAAGGCAGUUAAGAUUUACUUACCACAUUGGAAUUUAGAAAAUGGAGUCGGUGAAGUUUGUCUGAUUACCGGAGAUUUGGAUAAAAAGAAUCCACGUGCUGAUCCGGAAGAAACUGUUCGUCAUUAUAAAGAACUGUUAGAAAAACAUGAGAUCACGUGUAUUUCUGCGGUCAUAUCUCUACGUGAAUUGAAUACUGAUUAUAAAGAAUAUGAAGCGAGACGAAAACUAUGUAAUGCUUAUGAUACAUUUCUAACAGACAGGAAAAUACUUGCUUCAGUCAAUGCGGCAUUGGGUAAAUUUGUCUAUGCUAAUAAUAAAAUACCUCGUCGAAUUAACAUAAAUUCUAAAAAUUUAAAAAAGGAAAUUACUAAUGCAUUAGCUUAUUGUAUCUGCUUUGUCCAAGGGAAAGGUUCUGAUUGUACUGUUUGUGUUGGUCAUAUUUCUCAGCCAAAAACUGAAUUGGUCAAAAACAUUAUUACUGCUGUUGAGAAAUUUUCGGAUAGUGUUCAGGGUGGUUGGCGGAAUAUCCAAACAUUGCGUAUUAAAUGUGCUAAGUCUCUUGCGAUACCAUUUUAUGUAUCUCUUGAAUCGCCAAACGAAGUAGAUUUAUCAACAUCGGUGGUUCCUAACGAACCAAUUGAAGAUGAAUUAACUACUUUAACUAAAGGUCGUGUUAAAGUAUAUCCCGACGGAGAGGUUGAAGUAGUAGAAUCUAAGAAAACAAAAAAGAAACGGUUAGGCAAAAAAAAGACAAAUUUGAAACCAAAAUCAAAAAAGAUUGCUAAGAAGGAAACUGAAUUACCAAAUAAUUCCAAGGAUGAUUUAAUGAAUGAUGAGACACAAGUUGAAAAUGAAGAAUCAAGUACGAUAAAGAAAAAAGUGAAGAAACGUAAGGCUAAUGAAGAACACGAAUCAGCUGAUACAUCAACAAAGAAAAACAGAAAGAAGAUACUUAAAAGUGGGGAAAAUCAGACUGAACAUUGCAAAACAUUAAAACAAAUGGAUGACAAUGAUGAAAAAAAUCAGAAAUUAAAAAAUACAUCAGCAAAGAAAGUAAAGAAACAAAAACUGUUAAAAACAAAGAAAAAGAAUGUAAAAAAUCAAUUAAAAUGA
Molecule: messenger RNA, 1432 nt
Organism: Centruroides sculpturatus (bark scorpion)
Lineage: Eukaryota; Metazoa; Arthropoda; Arachnida; Scorpiones; Buthidae
Product: ribosomal L1 domain-containing protein 1-like
Exons: 2
Coding region: 137-1432 (431 amino acids)
Cellular component (GO): 90S preribosome
Source: RefSeq, a predicted model, not a curated record